Messenger RNA from Aspergillus pseudotamarii, 1162 nucleotides. RefSeq lists its product as uncharacterized. Lineage: Eukaryota; Fungi; Ascomycota; Eurotiomycetes; Eurotiales; Aspergillaceae. Gene Ontology annotation, biological process: protein neddylation. The record is from RefSeq and is a predicted model, not a curated record. The transcript has 3 exons. Bases 30 to 1082 code for a protein of 350 amino acids. Gene Ontology annotation, cellular component: nucleus; cytoplasm. Gene Ontology annotation, molecular function: NEDD8 activating enzyme activity.
CCGGUUUCAAGGAUAUUCAUGUUAUUGAUAUGGAUACCAUUGACAUAUCCAAUCUAAAUCGCCAGUUUUUGUUCCGUCAAUCUGACAUCGGCAAACCUAAAGCCGAGGUUGCGGCUGCUUUCGUAGAGAGACGAGUCAAAGGUGUCAAAAUUACCCCUUAUGUAGGGAAGAUUCAAGAUAAGGAUGAGGAUUACUACAUGCAGUUCAAGAUAGUCGUUUGCGGUCUCGAUAGCAUAGAAGCGAGACGAUGGAUCAAUGCUACCCUUAUUGGCAUGGUUGAUGCUGAAAACCCUGAGAGCCUGAAGCCUCUUAUCGAUGGAGGAACUGAAGGCUUCAAAGGACAGGCACGUGUUAUCCUACCAACCCUGUCUUCGUGCAUUGAGUGCCAGCUUGACAUGCAUGCUCCCCGCCCUGCGGUACCGCUAUGCACAAUUGCGACCAUCCCUCGACAGCCCCAGCAUUGUAUCGAGUGGGCGCACCAGAUCGCCUGGCAGGAAAAGCGCAAGGACGACCCUUUCGAUAGUGACGAUCUGGACCACAUUGGCUGGGUGUACAAUGCGGCUCUUGAGCGAGCAAAGCAAUUCCAUAUCCACGGAGUCACAUUCCAGAUGACCCAGGGUGUAGUUAAGAACAUCAUUCCUGCAAUCGCCUCCACAAACGCUGUCAUUGCUGCUGCGACAACAUCUGAGGCAUUAAAGAUUGCCACCUCGUGCAACCCGUACCUUGAUAACUAUAUGAUGUAUGCAGGUGAAGAAGGUGUGUACACCUAUACAUUCGAGGCUGAAAAGAAACCGGAUUGCCCUGUCUGUGGCAAUCUCGCGCGUAAUAUGACUGUCGAUCCGGACAUGACGCUGCAAGAGUACAUCGACACCCUUGGGGACCGGCCGGAAGCUCAGCUCAAGAAGCCUAGCAUGAGAACGGAAGAAAAGACGCUCUACCAGCGUUUCCCGCCCCAACUGGAGGAACAGACCAGGGCCAAUCUGAAACGCAAGCUCAGAGAUUUGGUAGAAGACGGGCAAGAAAUUGCGGUCAGCGAUCCCGCGUAUACUAUUGAUUUCCGCUACCGCUUGUUGUUCAAAUAAGAAUAACAGCAACGUUUUACUCUUCAUAUGAGAUAUGAGUCGUUACGAUAAAUACAAAGACUUUCUCUUACUAGAUCAAG